This is a messenger RNA of Laccaria bicolor S238N-H82, 558 nucleotides long. RefSeq lists its product as uncharacterized. The transcript is spliced from 7 exons. The coding region runs from base 1 to 558 and encodes 185 amino acids. NCBI's taxonomy places the organism in Eukaryota, Fungi, Basidiomycota, Agaricomycetes, Agaricales, Hydnangiaceae. The record is from RefSeq and is a predicted model, not a curated record.
AUGGUUCUAAAAUACCCAAGAAAACCUAGAAAUAUUAGAAUUUUGGAGUUAGUGCCAUCAAGGAGAGAUGGUGGAGUGUUCAACGAAGGAGAGUGGGGGGGAUAUGAAGGAGGACGAUGGAGAAGUGUUACCGGUCCGGUCUAUUUGGCUUUGGUUUUUUCAUUGACGGGUAGACGAGGAUCCGCAUUGGGUUGCACUGUAUGGAAAGGCGUAUCAAUCCCAACGAUCGCGAAAUCACCCGACGACUCCGUCAACACUCAUUCAGGCGCAUAUAUUCAGAUCUAUCCUUAUUUUCAUCCACGUGUUCUUCAAGCACUGUCCUAUCUCGUCAAUUCCGAACGUGGUCACGGCGUACCAUCGCGAAUUUUAGUUGGUGCCAAAGGUACUCUUGCUCGCGUCGGCUCCGCUCGAGGAGCGUUGAUUGUAUUUUGUCGACGGUGGAACCUCACGCGCCAGCACCUCAUUCCUCAGCUCUUGCCUUUACAACUACAUCAGAGGGGGACUGCUCAGGACGUCUUUGACCGUCCUAUGUUGUUCGUUUCGAUCCGUUACGUCUAG